Molecule: messenger RNA, 2821 nt
Organism: Belonocnema kinseyi
Lineage: Eukaryota; Metazoa; Arthropoda; Insecta; Hymenoptera; Cynipidae
Gene: l(3)72Dn
Product: U3 small nucleolar RNA-associated protein 4 homolog
Exons: 5
Coding region: 87-2138 (683 amino acids)
Biological process (GO): maturation of SSU-rRNA from tricistronic rRNA transcript (SSU-rRNA, 5.8S rRNA, LSU-rRNA)
Cellular component (GO): t-UTP complex; 90S preribosome; small-subunit processome
Molecular function (GO): RNA binding; protein binding
Source: RefSeq, a predicted model, not a curated record
CGUUGUGGUUAUGUUUCGGACGCAAUACAGUGAUUUUUGUGAUUUUGAUAUAUAUUUCAAAUGAUUUUAACAGUUUAGUUUUAAUAAUGUCCACUUGUAGAAUUCACAACGUUAGAUUUUAUAAUCUAGAACCGAAAGCAGUAACAUGUUUAUGUUACGAGCAGGAAACUAAAAAGUUGGCUCUUUCGAGAGAGGACAACACCCUAGAAAUAUGGAACGUGGAGAAUGCACCCUUCAUCCUCUGCACAAUACCAGGUCGUUCAGACACAUCGCUAGAAGCGAUCCUCUGGAUAGGAUCUCGCCUCUUCUCCACGGGUCUUCGAGCAAUGAUAGUAGAGUAUGACUUGACAAAAUUAAGUCAAAAAUCGGAAAUAGGCGUGACGGGAGGAGCAGCCUGGUGUAUGGACGUAAAUCGGACGAAAACGCGUCUCGCGGUUGGAACUGAAGACGGCUACAUCAAUACCUUCUUCAUCACCUCAGACUCCCUCCUCUACGAGCGAAUUUUCGAUAAACAGAAGGGCCGAAUUCUCUGCCUCAAAUGGGACAACACUGGUGACAUGAUUUUCAGUGGUUCCUCGGACACUGUCCGCAUUUGGAACACCCUGACCGGCCACGCAGUCCAUCGGAUGACCACCUCCAGGAAGGAGGCGAAGAAAGAAACGAUAGUUUGGUGUCUCGAAGUCACUGAAGAGAAUACAAUAAUUUCCGGGGAUUCUCGGGGAGCAAUUUGCAUCUGGGAUCCGAAUAUGGGCAUCUUGAUAGAAACCUAUGAGAGCCACACAGCUGAUAUUCAAGCCAUCACGAUGUCGGAUGACAAGAGUAUGUUUUAUUGUGCAGGCGUUGAUCCUGUGAUUCGUAUCUUCUCGAAAGUCAUCUCCAAGGGCAGAAUCCAGUGGGUGCGUGGCACAGAGAGGAGACUUCAUGUUCAUGAUGUUCGGGCUUUGGUCGAGGCUAACGGAAAGCUCUAUUCAGCCGGAGUUGAUGGCUACUUGGCACAGUCGAGUUAUCCACCGAAAUUUCUCGUAAAAUAUCCGCCUUUAUUGCAACCACCUUGUGUCAGUGUUUGCAAAAAAUCGCGAUGCAUUCUCCUGAGGUAUAGCAAUUUCCUCGAGCUUUGGCGACUCGGGGAGAGUUCGCAGGAUUCUCUGCCGAUUGGGAGUUUGCAUCAGCUCAAGGAGGAACCGGUGAAACUUCUGACACUCCAGACGAAAGAUGAGGAGAAUAUUGUCACUUGUGCGGUUAACAAGACAUCGAAAAUCAUUGUCUACUCGACCGAGAGUCAUCUCAGGGUGUUUAAUUUUGACGUCGUCGAGGGAAAUGCGAGUCUGCGUAGGAAUGACACGGAUAUUCCGUUAACGAGGGUGCAGAAGAUAUUUUUCAGUCCGGACUCGAAGCGACUUGUGACGAUAAACAAUGGCGGGCAGGGGAAUACGGUGACUUUUUAUGAGAUUGAGAGGAAGAAUCGGUUGAGGCUUUUCGGGAGUUUUGAGACGAAUAGCGAGUCUAUUUGUCGUGUUGGACUGGUCUGUUUUUCUCCAGAUGGGAGGUAUUUAAUUUUGUCGGAUAGCGAGAGUCGGAUUGUUGUUUAUCAUGUGGAUGGAGAUUUGACGAUGGAGUCGAGGAAACCCUGGUCGUUGCCGAAAUAUAGUUGUCCGGCUACUGCCAUGGCUGUUCAGGAGGAGACGCUGAAUUUAGUCGUUGUCUAUUCCGAUCAUAAGAUUAUUGAAUACAACAUUCCAACCCGAAAGUACACGGAAUUUUCGAAAAACCUUCAAAAUUGCCUGCCCCAAAAUUGGUUGUCGCGACCCUUUCCGAUUACGAAUAUUAUCUUCGAUCCUAGAAAUGAAAACGUUAUUAUCAUGCACGAUGAUACUUCAGUUUUUGUUCUAAAUAAGAAGAAUGAACUUCCUAACAUUAGGGUAAAAAUACCGAAGCUGGAAAAUGGAGAUUCAAAAGACGAUUCCAAUUCUGGACUCGGCUCACAAACUCAACAAAUUUUUCAAGUUGUUAAAAAGUAUAAGCACUUGGUUCACUUGGACUGGCUGAGUAAUGAGGAGAUGGUUGCCGUGGAGGUAAAUCCGAUAUCGCUGACGGAGAAGUUGCCACCGACCCUGAAGCAAAAGAGCUUCGGCAUGUAAACAGAGAGUCCACCCACUGAUCUUCCACAGCAGUUUGAGUUCAUCCCAGGAAGAUGAACCACUGUUUUUGGACUCGAAAUUCACCAGGUUCGAGAGGCGGCUCGAUUGUCGUUUUCGGUGAUACGUAAAAGGGGCCGAGAAAUUCCAAAUUGUUUUCGGAAAGCGACGACCUCCAGCCGAUGAUUGCUGAACUCGUUUUGGGAAUCGGAGGCGAGGAUUUCAGAGGAAUCGGAGAUUUCUUCAGAGGGUCCUCCGAGUUUUUUCGCUGGAAAGAAUCCAUCGGCAGUCCUGCUUUUCUGCAUUCCUCGGCAAGCACCUGCGGUCAGUGACACCUUCGAAAUUCGUAUGCAGUGUCCAGAACGACGAAAACGAAUCGUGAUAAACCCACCUGUUUAAAGUACUCGCCCGUGAGGUACUUGUAUCUUUCCGGCCAGUCCUUCUCUAAUUUCUUCUCUCGAUUUAUUACCUCUUUGCUUGAAAAAAAAAAAAAAAACAAGAAACAGAAACAGAAACGAAAACGAUUAUUAUUAUAAUUUAAUAUAGAAAUUAACGAUUUCGUUAUAUAAAAUCGGACAGUCUGAAUGUGGGGUGAUGUCACGGAAUUGUUUGGGGAUGAAAUAUAUUGAGGAUUCAAGUGUGUUGUUGAAAAUUCAUCUUUUUAGUUAAAAAAUAAAGUAUUUUGU